Hyla sarda is the source of this 4732-nucleotide messenger RNA. RefSeq names its product oxysterol binding protein like 1A (gene OSBPL1A). Gene Ontology annotation, cellular component: membrane; cytosol; intracellular membrane-bounded organelle. Gene Ontology annotation, molecular function: protein binding; cholesterol binding. The transcript has 29 exons. Lineage: Eukaryota; Metazoa; Chordata; Amphibia; Anura; Hylidae. The record is from RefSeq and is a predicted model, not a curated record. Bases 1 to 3228 code for a protein of 1075 amino acids.
AUGUAUAAUUCUUCUUCGGUGAGGGAAGUCACCGGGGAGGGGCGCUCUAUAGCCCGUGCCAGGCUAAUGCCCCCAGUAAAGUGCCCCACCCCGGUACUUGGGGCAGCAGCAGGCACAGUCUUCUCCAGCUGGGAGGAGAUAAACAGGAAGUGUGAGCAUAAUACGGGCCAUGUGUACGGGGGGGAGGAGCUCCGUCCUGUCUCCAUCCCCGCCUGCACUCACCGGAGCGGUUACUCGCUGAGCCCUGUGUGUGAGUCCUCUGAAAAUCAUCUUGUUAAAGAUGACCUGGGAAUCUGUCAGCUGUAUUUUCUCCUAAAAGCUGCAGACUCCAUUGGACAGCUGUUAUCUGCAAGCAAGCCUGGAGCUGGAGACAUGAACGGUAAACCUGAAGAACAACUUCUCCACGAUGCCCGAAAUGGAAACCUGGAUGGAGUCCGAUCGCUUCUAGAAACCUACAAAAAUGGGCAGAUUACAAUUAAUAUAGACUGCAAAGGUAAAAGCAAAUCCAAUAUGGGAUGGACACCUCUUCAUCUUGCAUGUUAUUUUGGACACAGAGAAGUGGUAGAAGAUUUACUGAAGGCAGGAGCUGGCAUAAAUGUUCUGAAUGACAUGGGGGACACUCCCUUACACCGGGCUGCCUUCACUGGACGUAAGGAGCUGGUGAUGUUAUUGCUGGAAUCCAAUGCAGACACCACGGUGAUAAAUGGAGAGGGUCAGACAGCUGCCGAUGUUGCUCAAGACAAAGAUCUUAAAACCAUGUUGGAAGCUGUACAACGAACACAGGAAAGAAAACUAGAAGAGAUACUUCUGGGAGCUGCCAGAGAAGGAAAUAUUGCAAAAUUAUCAGAACUGCUUAACAGAGCUAAACCACCUGACAUUAACUGCGCUGACCAGCUGGGUAACACACCUCUGCACUGUGCUGCUUAUAGGGGGAUGAAGCGUUGUGUCUCAAGACUUCUUAAAAGUGGAGCAGAUGUAAAUAGCAAGAAUAAAAACAACCAGAAGCCAAUAGACCUUGCCCGGCGUAUAGAAAUAAAGCAAGUACUGCAAGCUAAAUCUGGAAAGUACAUACUGAAAAAUCUCCAGCGGUUUGAAGGCCUAUUAUGCAAGAGCUCCCGCUUCUUUGGGUGGAAACUUGUUUGGGUGGUUCUAGAGCAUGGCGUUAUGUCUUGGUUUCAGAAACAGUCGGAUGCAUUAAACAAUGUUUAUCGGCAAGGCUGCAAACCCUUAACUCAAGCCAUUUGCACGGUGAAGUCAUCGGACAAUGUGUCUUUUUCUGUAAAAUGUUUUGAUGACAGCAUUUACAACUUCAAGGUUUUUUCUAAAAACCUAAAGCAUGCACGGGAGGACUGGCUGGCAGCCAUUGAGGAGCAUUCAGCUUACAGCACUCACUACUGUUCUCAAGAUCAGCUCAGUGACGAUGAAGAUGAAGACCUGGUGCAUGUAGGAGACUUAAAAGAGUCACUUGAGUGUGCCCAGUUUAGUCAUCGGAGACUAGAUAAAGAAAUCUCCACGUUUCUCGGUACUUUAAAGAAGUUGGAGGACUCAAAAGAUAUUAAUCCUGAUACUCUGGAACAAAUAAAAACCAUAUCUGAUGCAUCCCAAGACACCUGCAGAGCUUUAGCUGACUGUCUACUACUUUUUACCAAGCAUGAUCAGGUGAGAAACCUGAAACUAGAACACGAGCAAGAGAAAAGUAAGAUCUUAUCAGAGGCGUUACAGACCUUGGCCACUGAACACCACGAACUAGAGCAGUCUUUUGUUAAAGGAACCCCUCCGCACCACAGCAUUCUCAGCGAGGAUGAAUUUUAUGAUGCCGUCUCAGAUUCAGAGUCUGAUCAUUCCUUGAGUGGAUUUGAGACAGUCGGAAAUUCUUCUGCAGAAGAGAGUUUGGAACUUGACUUCCAGAAACACAACAUGUCAGAUGACAAGAAGCCCGGAGGAGGGGACGCUACAGCUAAUGGCAUCAAAAAGCACAGAACAACUUUGCCGUCCCCAAUGUUUUCCAGAAAUGAUUUCAGCAUUUGGAGUAUUUUAAGAAAGUGCAUUGGAAUGGAAUUAUCCAAGAUCACAAUGCCUGUAAUUUUCAAUGAGCCACUGAGCUUUCUACAACGCCUGUCAGAGUAUAUGGAGCACACAUACCUCAUCCAUAAAGCAAAUCAAUGUACAGACCCUAUGGAAAGAAUGCAGUGUGUUGCCGCCUUCGCUGUCUCAGCAGUUGCAUCACAAUGGGAACGUACAGGGAAGCCAUUCAACCCGCUUCUUGGAGAAACAUAUGAAUUAGUUCGUGAAGAUCUUGGAUUUAGACUAAUUUCUGAACAGGUCAGCCACCAUCCACCUAUUAGCGCUUUCUAUGCAGAAGGUCUUUCUAAUAACUUUGUAUUUCAUGGAUCAAUCUAUCCAAAACUUAAGUUCUGGGGGAAGAGUGUUGAAGCGGAGCCGAAAGGGAUAAUAACACUGGAACUUCUUAAGCACAAUGAGGCUUAUACAUGGACUAAUCCUACUUGCUGUGUACAUAAUAUAAUAGUUGGCAAGCUCUGGAUUGAGCAGUAUGGCAAUAUGGAAAUCACUAAUCACAAGACUGGUGAUAAAUGUAUUCUAAAUUUCAAACCUUGUGGUCUGUUUGGGAAGGAAUUGCACAAAGUGGAAGGAUACAUUCAAGAUAAAAGCAAAAAGAAGCUUUCUGCUCUAUAUGGAAAGUGGACAGAGUGUAUCUAUUGUAUUGAUCCUGCUUCCUUUGAUGCCUUCAAAAAAAAUGACAAGAAAAAUGGAGAUGAUAGGAAAAACUCCAAGUCUGGAAGUUCUGAGGAGCCUGAAGAAAUGCCAUUACCAGACUCGGAGAGUGUACAAGCUAUUCCAGGGAGUACGCUGCUGUGGCGAAUAGUCCCCCGACCAGCCGAUUCUGCACAGAUGUAUAAUUUCACCCACUUUGCUAUGUCCUUGAAUGAAUUGGAUAAGGGAAUGGAAAAAGUAAUUCCCAAGACAGACUGCAGACUGCGCCCUGAUAUUAGGGCAAUGGAAAAUGGAGAUAUUGACACAGCAAGUGAAGAAAAGAAGAGACUAGAAGAAAAACAAAGAGCUGCUCGGAAAAACCGAUCUAAGUCUGAUGAAGAUUGGAAAACACGGUGGUUUUAUCAAGGCCCUAAUCCACACAAUAAUGCUCAGGACUGGCUUUACUGUGGGAAGUAUUGGGACAGAAAUUACACAAGCCUACCAGAUAUCUAUUGAUCGUGGCCCACUGCCACAAGAGGAUUCUUUUCAGCUGUAUGAAAUGUAGAUUUGUGUGUUCUGACUUUUCAUGCAACUUGCACCUUUACAACCCAGUAGCACUUAAUAUAAGCAAUCCUACUGGAUUUAGUUGUCUUCUUGUAAAGAAAAUGAGGCAAUAUAUGAUGGGUUACCAUAAAAACCACUAGGAAGUUUAAUGUUAAACUGGUGCUGGCAGAUGAGAUAUAUUCAUGUCUAGGAAAUGGAAUUUUAUGUGAAGCAAAAAUAUAUAUAUUGAAAAUAAUAAAAAUCAACAUUAUUUUGAUAAUCUCGGAAAAUGUUCAUUGCAACAAUUUCAGAAUCUUCUCCCUCAAAGUUCAGGCAAGUGUGGAUAUUGGUUAUGUGGGGGAGUGAUAGGUAGAACAGCCCAACAGAGAGAGAUAUAUCUAUUUUUUUUUUUUUUUUUUCAAAUUAUGGAAAAUAUGAUCCAAAUAUUAAGCAUGAAUAUAGGACUUUUAAUACUGGAUAUUAAAGCAUUGCAAUGUAAUUAUGUAUAGUGUAUACAUGUAUUUUUAAAUAAGACUAGGUACAGAGGAUAUUCGGGUGGUACCACUGCAAACAGGGUACUACACCUAGCGUGCAUGAAAGAACGUUCCCACUUGGAGCUAAAGUAAGUUCUAGGGGUGCAAUAUGAUCAUAUAGAAAAGCCAACAGAUGAAAAGGCAAAUUAAAAUAGCAUAUGCACUCAACCGGUAAAACGUAACCUUUAUUUGGCCAUCAAAAUGCCCAUGGACAUUUUAAUGGCUGAAUAUACAUUAAGUUUUACCGGGUGAGUGCAUAUGCUAUUUUUAAUUUGCCUUUUCAUCUGUUGACUUUUAAAAUAAGACUUUUCAUAGUAGGGGAGACAUAAAAGAGAAUUUUAGGGGCCCAUUCAGUCAUUUACAUAAUGUUUUUCUUGGAUAUCUGACUGUAAUAGAGCUAAUAUAAUGUUGACUGCAACAUAUAUAUCUAUGUGAAUAUGUAGAUUUAGAUGAUGCACCAAUAGCAUCAAGACCUGCUAGGCCGUGCAUGCCAGUCUAAUCCAAGGUGCUGUAUUCUGUUAUCUUUCUAAAUGCCAUCUGAUGAAGUUUACCAUCUCCAGUGAUUGAGAGAAUACAGUGAUGCUGAGUUCAUACAUUGAAGCAUUACAAAACAAAAUAUUCCAUAACCACUACCUUUUUCAGGUACUGGUAUACUAUGUAGUAGGGGUUGUGCAACCAUCUUUAGAUAAACUGCAUCAUUUAUUGAGCAUUCAUGAAAUCUACUGUAGUUAAAGGGGUAUUCCGCCCCUAGACAUCUUAUCCCCUAUCCAAAGGAUAGGGGAUAUGAUGCCUGAUCGAGGGGGUCCUGCUGCUGGGGACCUCCGCAAUCUCCCUGCUGCACCCGGCGUUCAUUUAGAGCGUCUGGUGCAGCGCCGGAGGCUCGUGGCGUCAUGGCCUCGCCCUGCUCGUGACAUCACGGCCACGCCCCCUCAAUGCAAGUCUAU